Molecule: messenger RNA, 1471 nt
Organism: Cajanus cajan (pigeon pea)
Lineage: Eukaryota; Viridiplantae; Streptophyta; Magnoliopsida; Fabales; Fabaceae
Product: PGR5-like protein 1A, chloroplastic
Biological process (GO): photosynthetic electron transport in photosystem I
Cellular component (GO): chloroplast thylakoid membrane
Molecular function (GO): oxidoreductase activity, acting on iron-sulfur proteins as donors
Source: RefSeq, a predicted model, not a curated record
AACGAAACAAAGUAUUAGUAUCCAAGAACAUGAUGUGAAGGAAAGGGAGAAUAAGCCGUUGCACUUCCCUCCACACGUUCAUCCUCGCCUUAUCUCUUUCUUUCCAUCCCCUCCCUCAAAAUGCACAAAAUCAGACCAUUACCCAUAAGCAUACUUUGUGUUGCUAAUCAUGGCUAGCAAAAUGGUCUUCACGCUCACAAGUCCAUUCACUGCCCCUUCACCAACACUCUUCUCCUCCACUUCUGCUUCUCGACUCCACCUUCUUCAAUUCACUGCCCGCCACUUCUGCCUUCGCCGCCGCUUAUUUCUCUUUUCCCCCAAGGCCACUGCCGAUCAAGGCAAGGUUGAGGAAGAUGCUGUUGUUGAUAGUAAAAUCCUACCCUAUUGUAGCAUAGAAAAAAAAGAUCAGAAGAAAUCAAUUGGUGAACUUGAGCAGGAAUUUCUUCAAGCUCUUCAAGCAUUCUAUUACGAGGGGAAGGCUAUUAUGUCAAAUGAGGAAUUUGACAAUCUUAAGGAAGAACUCAUGUGGGAAGGGAGCAGCGUUGUGAUGCUAAGUUCUGAUGAGCAAAAAUUUCUCGAAGCGUCUAUGGCUUAUGUGUCUGGAAAACCAAUCAUGAACGACCAAGAGUUUGAUCAGUUGAAACUCAGGCUAAAGAUGGAAGGGAGCGAAAUUGUGGCUGAGGGUCCUCGGUGCAGUCUUCGUAGUAGAAAGGUUUACAGUGACCUGUCUGUUGACUAUUUAAAGAUGCUCCUGCUGAUCCCAGCGACUGUGAUUGCACUAGGAUUGUUCUUCUUCUUUGAUGAGUUGACUGGAUUUGAGGUCUCAUAUUUUAUAAAGAUUCCAGAGCCUUUUAGUUUCAUUUUAACUUGGUUUGCCGCUAUUCCCUUUAUUCUGUGGCUGGCUCAAUCAAUCACAAGGGCAAUUGUAAACGAUUCUUUGAUUUUAAAGGGCCCUUGUCCUAACUGUGGUACUGAAAAUACCUCUUUCUUUGGGACUAUACUGUCGAUUUCAAGUGGCAAUUCCACCAACAAUGUGAAAUGUGAAAACUGUGAAACUAAAAUGGUGUAUGAUUCAAAAACGAGAUUGAUUACAUUACCAGAAGGAAGUAAUUAAUGCCUAAAUGGAGGCAUGGUUGAUACUUUGAGAUGAGAUGAAGCUAGUGACCAAUUUAUGAAGUCAGGAACCGUGGUCAUCGAUCCCCUAUAGGUCAUAAAAUCAGUGUUCUCACUAGUAAAUUGUAAUUGAAUUGUAUGAACUUUGUAUAGCAUACGCAGAAUCGUCCACCGGAAGAGAUGAGUUAUACGAGGAUAUUCUUAACAUCAAUCGAUCUGGUCCAACCUAAAAUAUUAUAACACGUCCAAGAAGAUCUUUAAGUUUUUGGUUGGGCCUUUUUGCAAAAUCCUAUGCAGAUGCGCCCCAUUGAGACUUGAUUAUAAAUUUGAUAGGGUUAAAAUCCCUCGAUUAUUGUCA